GAAGAGCUGCUCACACAGAGGGGGAAACUGCUGGCUGGCAGUGUUGGUUUUUCUAAGUGUAUUUAUUCACCCCGUCUCCUUUCCUAUUGUGUUAAUGAUUUUCGCUAUCUGUGUAAAUGUCCCUUUAAGUUAGUUUAUUGGCGCCACGGUCAGUGUUUCCUCUACAGUAAGCGUAUUAUCAAGCCAGCGACUCUUGACUGUCUCCAGCCUGCAACUUCCCGUCACCGAGAAGAACGAAGACGGAAAGAGCGAGCAGCUGAAAAGGAAACAGGGUCGGUCAAUAAGAAUACAGCGAAAUCUACACGGAUAUCAGACUGAUAGACAAGUCGAUAUAGUUGUCUUCUUUUAGUCGACUAGGCGGAUCUGCGUUCUUCUCAUUGUGACUUGCUUGCCAACCGUCAUUUUCCUUGUUGAGCACCCGGCUGCGGCUUGCUCCACUGUCGCCGAGGCUCGAGCCAACCACUGGUGGGGGGUUUAAUGGGAACCUUGUUUAGAUAGAACUCCCUUCUCCCCCCCACCCCCCCGACGGACCCUCGCUCGAAUCCAAUUCGGGCGCUGUCUUCCCCGGGGGGUGCCCGGUUUUUGCUUAGUCUGACUGGGGAAGGAGGGCGGUCCCCCAGCCUUGACUGUCGCUCUGGCCGACCCUAGUGGACCCUAAUAUGGCAGGAAAUCUGAAGAAAGGCGGAGGACUGAUCGGGAUGAUGAAGGACGCGUUUCAGCCCCAUCACCACCUCCAUUCCAAUCACCAACCAGGGGCCGUGGACAAAAAGACCGUGGAGAAAUGCUGGAAACUAAUGGACAAGGUGGUGCGACUGUGCCAGAACCCCAAGCUGGCACUGAAGAACAGCCCACCUUACAUCCUGGACCUGCUGCCAGACACCUACCAGCACCUCCGCACCAUCCUGUCCCGCUACGAGGGCAAGAUGGAGACGCUAGGCGACAACGAGUAUUUCCGCGUCUUCAUGGAGAACCUGACCAAGAAGACCAAGCAGACCAUCAGCCUGUUCAAGGAGGGCAAGGAGCGCAUGUAUGAGGAGAACUCUCAGCCCAGACGGAACCUGACCAAGUUGUCGCUGAUCUUCAGUCACAUGCUGGCUGAGCUCAAAGCCAUCUUCCCCAACGGCCUGUUCCAGGGGGAUAACUUCCGGAUCACCAAGGCUGACGCCGCCGAGUUCUGGAGAAGAUCAUUUGGGGACAAGACGAUAGUGCCUUGGAAGGUGUUCCGGCAGGCACUGCACGAGUUCCACCCCAUCAGCUCGGGCCUGGAAGCCAUGGCCCUCAAGUCCACCAUCGACCUCGCCUGCAACGACUACAUCUCCGUCUUCGAGUUUGACAUCUUCACCAGGCUUUUCCAGCCUUGGUCGUCUCUGCUGAGGAACUGGAACAGCCUGGCGGUGACUCACCCGGGCUACAUGGCCUUCCUCACCUACGAUGAGGUCAAGGCCCGGCUGCAGAAGUUCAUCCACAAGCCUGGCAGCUACAUCUUCAGGCUGAGCUGCACGCGACUGGGCCAGUGGGCCAUCGGCUACGUCACUGCAGAUGGGAACAUCCUGCAGACCAUCCCCCACAACAAGCCCCUCUUCCAGGCCCUCAUCGACGGCUUCCGGGAAGGAUUCUACCUGUUCCCCGACGGGCGCUCCCAGAACCCAGACCUCACAGGACUGUGUGAGCCCUCGCCACAAGACCAUAUCAAAGUCACACAGGAGCAAUAUGAGCUGUACUGUGAGAUGGGCUCCACCUUCCAGCUGUGUAAGAUCUGUGCGGAGAACGACAAGGACGUGAAGAUCGAGCCCUGCGGUCACCUCAUGUGUACCUCCUGUCUCACCGCCUGGCAGGAGUCGGAGGGUCAGGGCUGCCCAUUCUGCCGGUGUGAGAUCAAGGGCACGGAGCCCAUCGUGGUUGACCCCUUUGACCCCAAGGACCCCAUAGGGGGCUCCUACGGGAGCUGCAGGGGUAUUUUUGGGGCGGAGGGUGCCCCGUCGCCCAGCUACGACGAUGACGACGACGACCGGCUGGAAGACCCCCACCUCAUGAUGAGCAAGCUGGCCUGUUCCAAGGUGGAGCGGCCCCCUUCGCCCAUGUCCCUGGCGCCCCAGUCCUCCCUGCCCCCCGUGCCCCCCCGCCUCGACCUCCUGCAACACCGACCGCCCAACCCCCCAGGAGCAUCCAGCCCAGGGACCACGUCCAAGGCGUCCUCCCACCACAAGGACAAGCCUCUCCCCCUGCCCCCAGCCCUGAGGAAUCUGCCCCCUCCUCCUCCACCAGACAGACCUCUCUCUGCCGGGCCUGACGGGUGGCUCGGCAGACGGCCACUACCCUGCACCCCCCUGGGGGAGCCCAAGCUCCCCCCGGCCCCGCCCAACCGCAACCUGGCCGACUGGAACCCCAGGCCGGUGCCCAAGGCCCCCGGACAGCCACCCGGUGUGGGAGACAGGCAGCUCUCCAACAGACACUCCCUCCCCCUGGCCCUACCGUCAGCCCUAGACGGAUGCACAGACGGACAGCGGAACAACAGCUCGCUCAGUCUGGACCAUCAGCUGGUGAAGGGAGCCCAGAGUUUUGGAGGCACCGCGUCUGGCAGUCAGGAGUAUGACAACCCCAAAGUGAGGCCUUCGGUCUCGGCCAAUGCCAUCUACGCUCUGGCAACAAGACCCCAUCCAGAUCUGAAGCCUGUGGCUGGGGGGGAGACCUACGAGAGUGACGAGGAGUCCGACUACAUGAUCCCCACCUCUCGGCCCGUCCUUGCCCCCAUGGCAGCCCCCCUUGUGGUGACAGAGGCCCCAGCCCCCAAACCCCCCCAGCCCAGCUCUCUUAACUCAUGGCCCAUGCUGAAGGACCUGGAUGAAGGACCUCAAAUGUAUGAAGCCAUGUAUAACAUCCAGGCCCAGGCCCUCACAGCCUCCCUGCCUCACCUGGCCAGAGACUCGGAUUGCUCUGAGCUGCCCCCCAUGGCCAGUACCAAUGGUCCCAUCUGGGAGAUCCCCUGCCCGGUCCGGGAGCUUCCCGAGGAGGUAGAGGAGGAGAACGGCUACGACAUCCCCAAACCAGCGUUGCCCAUGGCCCGACGCACCCUCUCCGAACUGGGGGCCGCCACCAGCCGUCUUGUCAUGGACAGCGAGCCCGGAGCGUCUGCCUCCUUCUCAGAGUCCAGUGACGCCCCAGAGCGGCCGCCCAAGCCCCUCCCCCGCCGCUUCAACUCAGAGCGCCGGCGCAGCCCCAUACCUCCUGGAUUAGGCACUGGAGGAGGCGGAGGAGGGUCGGGAGAAGGAGGUGGAGUAGUAGCCAACCCCCAGAUCACCAGUGAGAUUGAGCAUCUCAUGAGCCAAGGCUAUACCUACCAGGACAUCCAGAAAGCCCUGAUGAUUGCACAGAACAAUAUGGAGAUGGCCAAGAAUAUCCUGCGCGAGUUUGUCUCCAUUCCCUCCACGGCGCACAUUCUUACAUAGUACCUCCUUUGCUCCAGCCCUGCCCAGCUCAGCCCAAAGCCCAUCGCCUGCAGUACUAGCGCUUCAGUGCUAACCGGAGCCCCUGCAGUCUCCUGUCCGGCGCCCUCUCAAAGCUAGCUCGAUGCUAACUGUGUGUGACUCCGAGUCCUGCACUCCACGUGAUUUUCUCAAGAGAGUCUGGACGCCUUUUGUAAUGUGCUGCAGGGCCACUCUCCAUAUCCCAUGUGGUGAUGCUGAUGGCUCAUCAUGCAACCGAAGCUUCGGCGGUCAUUCUCAGUCGUUUUCGCGUCCUUCAGAGGCCUCUACCGAAAUGUAAUCGACACCUCGCAACAAAACAAAACAUGUACGUGUGUCUAUAUAAGAAUUUAAUAUAUAACAAAAUAUAUAUUAAAUGUGUAUAAUGUAUACAUAUAUAUUUCCAAUGAGUUCCGCUUCGAAAGGUCUUUUUUUUCUUCAUGUCGUUCAUGUUAAGGAUAGAUUGCAGAGGACAAAGAUGGUGGUUCUUUGAAGCCGCUCUGAGCGAGAGAGCACCCUUCUAUAGUCCCCAGCCCUCACUUUGAGGAGAAAGACAGACUUGGUUUAGCAUUUAGAAGCAGGCGUUUCCUAAACAUUUGGCAACAUGUCAAAUGUGGCCUUUUUAAUGAUAUUGCUUCGGUACUUUCUGGGGGAAAUUAGUGUUUGUGUGUUGCCUCAAAGUAGCAUAAUGUUAGUGUUAAGAGGUCUGGACUGUCAUCUCCAGCUAAGGUUGUAGCCCAGUGUGUGGUUUGUGUGUGUGUGCGCUUUCAAGUGAUCUACAGCUAAGGGAAAGGUUAAACCCAUAGGGUGUAUGUGUCUUUGUCUGGGAUGUGUCUUUGUCUGGGAUGUGUCUUUGUCUGGGAUGUGUCUUUGUCUGGGAUGUGUCUUUGUCUGGGAUGUGUCUUUGUCUGGGAUGUGUCUUUGUCUGGGAUGUGUCUUUGUCUGGGAUGUGUCUUUGUCUGGGAUGUGUCUUUGUCUGGGAUGUGUGUUAGGUGUGUCUGGCCAUUGACUUGGCUACUAGGGUAGGGACGCGUGAUGGCUGACCGAGUUCACGGUUGACAAUUUGACUUAAGCCCGGUGAAAAGCAAAGCUGCUUUGACUAUGUUAUUAGCUAUAUGCAUCAUUUUCUACUGUGGGUAGCUUUAUUUUCUACAUCUAAUCGCCUCAUCAGUGAUUUCGAUGACCAAACUGGGACUGGGAAGCCUGUGUUUAGUUUUUUCACUAAGACGGUUUUUAGAGGCAGUCCUGGCUCUGCUGUUAAGCCACACAAAUGUGUGAUACCAACUUCGGGUGACUUGGAUGUCUAUGUUAGCGCAGUGGAAGAGGGGGUUCUCUCUCUCACUCCCACUCCCAUUCUGUCAGAUCUAAUCAAUCGAAGCCAUCUGGGAGGUCCCGAUUGGCCCAUGUCCCAAUCCCUCUUCUAUCCCUGUGCAAAAUGAAUGUGGGUUGGUCGUUAAAUGUAGUGCUCUUUCUAAACUUACUUCUUUCUACCAAUCGUCUGAAUGGGAGGGGCAAAGUGUACUUAAAUCUAACGGUGGGCAAAAAAGUAUUGACGGAUUCUAUUAAAGGCCCAGUACCGGGCCAAGAUUUUAUGAUGUGUUGAACACAGCUCCGACAUGAGGAGAGCUUCGUCCGAGACGUACACCGAAGCUGUUCAGCGUUGUGAAAGAAAAAAAUAUAUAUAUGUCAUCGAUUUACUUUAAUAAUAUAUUAUUAUUAUGAUCAUUAUUGUUAUUAUUAAUUCAGAAGUGCUUUACUGCUGCUACUAUUGUUAUUGCUAUACUAUUAAGCCUUAAAUGUACAUUUGUGAAUAUUAUUGUUUAACCUCCUCUUUUUUUUUUUUUUUUAAAGUGACAGUAUCUAAUUUGUGUUCUUUAUUUGGUGAUGUAGCAUACUUGAAAAUGCAAGCAGCUUGGGUUGUGCAAUUCAAGCUGAAUUCAGUUGUUUUCCUAUCUUUAGUGUUGGACUGGAUAGCCUUUAGGGGAAUUAUGAUGACAUCAUAAAUCGCACUGUCAACAUAUUGACCGAAGUGGUAGCACCGGCAGAACGAACCAUGUGAUUGAAGAAAAGGAACAGUGCCAUAACUCAGGGGAGUACAUCUAAUCCAGAUGAAAUUGGGUGUUGUGCAAGCUUUGUUAUUAAAGGAUCGUCUUAAUUGCACGGCUGCAAAAAGCCCAGUAGCUUAGGGAACAAGGACAUGUUGAGACGCACACCCAAAAUGUUGAUGAGUCGCACCCCCCCCAAAAGUGGACAGAAAGUUGCAUAUUCUAUAUAACUCUUAUUUAUUUUUGUAAACCUUUCCGGUCACACAUUGACAGGGUUAUAAAGAGUGUUUUACUUUAUUUUUCCUACAGAGAUAUUACAUCUGUUGUUUGGGUCAACGUAACAGCAGGGUUUGUGGACCAGUUGGGAAUGUGGAAAUUUUGUUCUCUGUUUUCACGGAGAGGUUUCCCCAAAAUCCUGGUUGGAGAAUUGCCAAGUUUUAGGAUUCCCCUCCCUGUUAUUACUUCCUGAUUCCAAGAAAACCUGGGAAUUGUGGUAACAUUUCUGGAAUUUUGCAAUCCGAUCUGUAACUCAGGAAUACCAUAUGUACACUAACCAGACAAGUGACUUUUCACAUGGACUGUUCUGACUCGUCUUGACUCAAUGAGUUGACAACACAUUGUUAAACUAACGAAUACACUCAUUAAAUACAGUAGGUGCACCAUGUUCCUGUAUGACUACAUGAUAGGUCUUCAUUAACUUUUGAGUGUUCCGAUUCAGUGGUUAUAGGACCUUCAGAGUUUGAACGCAAUCCAGAAACUUCUAUUUUUAGGGAGACUACACCGAUGAAAUAUGCGAAAGUCCACACGAAUUGACAAAAGUAACCUAUAACUAAUUGUCAUCAUAACUUGCACAUCAUCUUGUGCUGACUUCUCUUACAUUGUUGGUUAAAUGUAGAAAUUGCACUGGCUCAAAUUUCCAUAAUUUUAUCUCCAAGACGGGUACUAUUGAGGUACAUUGACUUCACCCCUAAAGGUGGAGAGGCUCUGUUAAUGGGAUUGUCGCAAUGGGCUGUAGAAUCAUCUUAUAGGCUAGCUUCUCAACUGUAUCUCAGUCUCCAGACUGGACGAGGUUUGUGGUGUCCUUAGUUUAUUUUUCUUCUGUUCCUAGUUGCCUUGAGCGAAACGUUGAUGUAACUUUUGAGUGCACCAUGUUCAAUAGGGAUUGUGUGGUUUCGCCUCCCGAGUGACAGCAGUCUAAGGCACUGCAUUGCAGUGUUGCGGCAUCACUACAGCCUGGGGUUUGCUCCCAUUACCGAGUCCCAUAGGGUGGUGCACAAUUGGCCCGCGCCAUCCGGGUUAGGGAAGGGGUUUGAUCGGUGGGGCUUUACUUGGCUCAUCGUGCUCUAGUGACUCCUUGUGGUGGGCUGUGUGUCUGCAGGCUGACGACGAUCGCCAGUUGAACUGUGUUUCCUCCGACACAUUGGUGCAGCUGGCUUCUGAGUUAAGCGAGCAGGUGUUAAGAAGCGUGGUUUGGGGUCAUGUUUCAGAGGAUGCAUUUCUCUGCUAUCGCCUCUCCCGAGCCCGAUGAGGAGUUGCAGCGAUGAGACAAGUUCUUAAUCACAAAAUUGGGGGGGGAAGAGGGUUAAAAUUACAAAAAUAAAUAAAGGGUUUGUGAGGUUUCAGAACGGAAUUGCUUUUCCUUUAAUAUUAAUUACUGUACUGAUUCUUGUCUAGGUAUGAACAUGUACAGUGCAUUCGGAAAGUAUUCAAACACCUUGACUUUUCCACUUUUUUUUACAGCCUUAUUCUAAAAUGGUGUAUAUGGUUGUUUUUUUUCUCAUCAAUCUAUACGCAAUACCCCAUAAUGCAUUUUUGCAAAUGUAUAAUUUAAAAAAAAAAACAUUACAUUUACAUAAGUAUUCAGACCCUUUACUCAGUACUUGUUGAAGCACCUUUGACAGCGAUUACAGCCUUUUCUUCUUUGGUAUGAAGCUACAAGCUUGGCAAACCUGUAUUUGGAGAGUUUCUCACAUUUUUCUCUGCAGACCUUCUCAAGCUCAGUCAGGUUGGAUGGGGAGCGUCGCUGCACAGCUAUUUUCAGGUCUCUCCAGAGAUGUUCGAUUGGGUUCUUGUCUGGGCUCUGGCUAGGCAACUCAAGGACAUUCAGUGACUUGUCCCGAAGCCACUCCUGCGUUGUCUUGGCUGUGUACUUAAGGUCAUUGUCUGGUUGGAAGAUGAACCUUGGCCGAGGUCCUGAGCGCUCUGGAUUAGGUUUUCAUCAAGGAUCACUCUGUACUAUCCUCCGUUUAUCUUUCCCUCAAUUCUGACUAGUCUCCCGGUCCCUUCCGCUGAAAAACAUUCCCACAGCAUGAUGCUGCCCCCACCAUACUUCACCGUAGGGAUGGUGCCAUGUUUCUUCUGUACGUGACGCUUGACAUUUAGGCCAAAGAGUUCAAUCUUGGUUUCAUCAGACCAGAAAAUCUUAUUUCUAAUGGUUUGAGAGUCCUUUAGGUGCCUUUUGGCAACUCCAAGCCAGCUGUCAUGUGCCUUUUGGCUGAGUGGCUUCCGUCUGGCCACUCUACCAUCAAUUCCUGCUUAGUGGAGUGCUGCAGAGAUUGUUGUCCUUCUGGAUGUUCCUCCCAUCUCCACAGAGGAACUCUAGAGCUCUGUCAGAGUGACCAUCAGAUUCUUGGUCACCUCCCUGCCCAAGGCCCUUCUCCCCCGGUUGCUCAGUUUGGCCGGGUGGCCAACUCUAGGAAGAGUCUUGGUGGUUCCAAACUUCUUUAAUUUAAGAAUGAUGGAAGCCACUGUGUUCUUUGGGAUCUUCAAUGCUGCAGACAUUUUUUGGUACCCUUCCCCAGAUCUGUGCCUUAACACAAUCCUGUCUCGGAGCUCUACGGACAAUUAAUUUGACCUCAUGGCUUGGUUUUUGCUCUGACAUGCACUGUAAACGGUGGGACCUUAAAUAUAGAUGUGUGUGUGUGCCUUUCCAAAUCAUGUCCAGACAAUUGAAAUUACCACAGGUGGACUCCAAGCAAGUUGUAGAAACAUCUGAAGGAUGGUCAAUGGAAACAGAAUGCACAUGAGCUCAAUUUCGAGACUCAUAGCAGAGGGUCUGAGUACUUGUAUAAAUAAGGUAUUUCUGUUUUUUGAAUUUUUAGUACAUUAGCAAACAUUCCUAAAACCCUGUUUUUGCCGUGUCAUUAUGGUGGGUUGAUUUGAGGAAUUUAUUUAAUUCAUUUUAAAAUAAGUCUGUAAUGUAACAAAAUGUGGGAAAAGUCAAAGGGUCUGAAUACUUUCCGUAUGUGCCUUCAGAAAGCAUUUAUACCCUUAGACUUAUUCCACAUGUUGUUGUUACAGCCUGAAUACAAAAUGGAUGACAUAAACAUUUCUCACCCAUCGACACACACUACCACAUAAUGACCAAUUGAAAACAUGUUUACAAAUAUAUUGUAAAUGAAAUGCAGAAAUCUCAUUUGCAUAAGUAUUCACAUCCCUGAGCCAAUAUGUGUUAGAAUCACCUUUGGCAGCGAUUUACAGCUGUGAGUCUUUCUGGUUAAGUCUCUAAGAGCGUUACACUCCUGGAUUGUACAAUAUUUGCACAUUCUUUAAAAAAUAUAUUUUUAAAGCUCUAUCAAAUUGGUUGUUGAUCAUUGCUAGACAACCAUUUUCCACUCUUGCCAUAGAUUUUCAAGCAGAUUUAAGUAAAAACUAACUCAGCCACUUGUGAACAUUCACUGUCUUCUUGGUAAGCAACUUCAGUGUAGAUUUGGCCUUGUCCUGCUGAAAGGUGAAUUAAUCUCAUAUUGUCUGGUGGUAGGCAGACGGAACCAGGUUUUCCUCUUUUGCUUGUGGUUAGCUCCAUUCCGUUUUUAUUUAUUUUUUAUCCUGGAAAGCUCCCCAGUCCUUAACGAUUACAAGCAUACCCAUAACAUGAUCCAGCCACCACCAUGCUGAAAAUAUUGGGAUUGGUGCUCUGUUGUAUUGGUUUGCUCCAAAUAUAACCCUUUGUAUUCAGGAUAAAAAGUGAAUUUCUUUGCCACAUAUUUUGUGGUAUUACAACAGGAUGUAUGUUUUUGAAAUAUUUUUCUUCUGCACAGGCGUCCUUUCCAUUCUAUCAACUGGGUUAAUAUUGUGGAGUAACAACAAUGUUGUUGAUCUAUCCUCAGUUUUAUCCUAUCACAACCGUUAAACCCUGGAACUGUUUUGAAGUCACCAUUGGUCUCAUGUUGAAAUCCCUGGGCAUUUUCCUUCCUCUCCAGAAAACUGAGUUAGGAGGAUGCCUGUAUUUUUCUAAUGACUGGGUGGGUUGAUACACCAUCCAAAGUGUAAUUAAUAACUUCACCAAGCUCAAAGGGAUAUUCCAAUGUCUGAUUUUUAUACCAAUAGGUGCCCUUCUUUGCAAGGCAUUGGAAAACUUCCCUGGCCUUUGUUGUUCAGUCUGUGUUUGAAAUUCACUGCUCAACUGAGGGACCUCACAGUAUGUGUGGGUUACAGGGAUGAGGUAGUUAUUCAGAAAACAUGUAAAACACUAUUAUUGCACACGGAAUCAGUCCAUGCAACUUAUGUGACUUGCUAAGGGGGGGGUUGAAUACUUAUUGACUCAAAACCGCUUCUCAUUUUUAAUGAAUUUGUAAACAUUUGACGUUAUGGGAUGUUAUGUGUAGGUCUGUGACAUAACAUCUAAAUUGUAUCCAGUUUAACUUCAAGCUGUAGCACAACAACAACAUUUGGAAAAGGUCAAGGGGUGUAAAUACGUUCUGAAGGCACUGUAAGUGCAUAUGGACCUUUUUUCUACAUACUAUACCAAUUUGUGCUCCGAUACUGUCACUUUAAAAAUGAAGUGUAUAGUUACUGAUUUAAAAUAUGUGAAUUGCUAAGUUUUAUUUCAUUUUGCAUUCCUGUACAUGUCCGAUUUGAUACCCCCAAAAAAAAAAAAGGUUUUUGUAUACUUUUGUGGAUAAUUUUGUGCGCAGUGCCAUAUGUUUAGAAGUGUCAGUAAUGUUCUCCUGAUGACUAGAAUGAGGCAUUGUCUGACGUGAGAGCAUGUUUUCAGCCCGUUGGUCUAAAGAUAGUCCAGUAUUGGUUCUUACCUAUACGCCUCCUCUGCCUAUUGGACGACGUCACCACAUUACACAUCAAACUCCUUUCCCAUGUGGAAUUGUUCCAUUUUUUUUACCAGAAGAGGGAGCUGUCUGUCCUCUGCCAUUUUUCUCUUCAACCGUUGAGGCGUUUAUUGAACUUUUUAAUGCUCGUCACUUUGGAAGUAUGCACAGUGCUAUACGGUUUAUUAAAAGAGUAAAUAAAGACGUCAAGUCUCAGUUUAACGGUACUUAUCCAUAGCUGAACACAGUCCUUCAGCAAUCUCCCUCUACUCUGGUUCACAUGUGUCGCAACACCUGUGUUGUAGAAAAAUGCAUUUUCCAUGUUUUAUACAUAAAUGCUGAUUGUGCCCCAGGCUUGCUGUUGGCUUGGGCUUUUGGAGGAAACUUGGCCAAUCCCAAAUCAAACCCUAGCCCCCUGUGCACCUUUUUUUAGGAGUAAUAUGGUAAUUGCUCCCUCUUGCCUUCUGAUAGGAAAAGUGGCAUUUUCUGCUAAUUGUAUUUACCGAAUUCCCUCACUCCUCCCGAAGUGCAUAGGGGCUAUGGGUCGGUUUGGGAUUGGGCAAGUGUCCACCUCUCUCUCUCUCGCUGCCUUACUGCUUCAGCUUUUCUCACUACCAAGGUCUAAACUGCCAUCAGUGCCCCGAUGUCAUCUUUGGUUUAAAACAUCUGCCUGUCUAUGCAUGUGGAUGGUCCGAUAAUGUGGACCUUUCAGACUCCAUUGUUUUUUGUUAUGCAUUUUCCAUUAUAAACGUAUUUAUUAAUUUACUGCUGUACUCCUCCUCCAAAACAUCACAAAAUCAUGUUUUUCUUUUCUGGAAUUUGAAGCAUUUUUCUUUUCUUUAAAAAAAUAAAUAAAUAUGCAUUGCUAUUCUGCA
Messenger RNA from Oncorhynchus keta (chum salmon), 11426 nucleotides. Its product is annotated as E3 ubiquitin-protein ligase CBL-like. Gene Ontology annotation, cellular component: membrane raft; plasma membrane. Gene Ontology annotation, molecular function: receptor tyrosine kinase binding; SH3 domain binding; ubiquitin protein ligase activity. The coding region runs from base 660 to 3446 and encodes 928 amino acids. Lineage: Eukaryota; Metazoa; Chordata; Actinopteri; Salmoniformes; Salmonidae. The transcript is spliced from 16 exons. Gene Ontology annotation, biological process: negative regulation of epidermal growth factor-activated receptor activity; cell surface receptor signaling pathway. The record is from RefSeq and is a predicted model, not a curated record.